AUGAUUCAUCGCAGCACCAAUAUUCCAAGUGUAAAAUCUUAUCUUUCUUUUUUCUUCCUCGUUCCGUGCUCUUCUUUUUCUCCCACUGACUCUUCUUUCUCUCCCACUGGCUCUUCUUUCUCUCCCACUUUCUCUUCUCUUUUGGACUUCUUUUUUCUUCGCUCUCACCCUCCCUUCUCGCCCUUCUAUCUUUUCUCUCUCAACCUUUUUUCUCACCCCUCGCCCUAUUUCUCUUCUCUCUUGCCCUUCUAUUUCUUCUUUCUGACCACCCUCUCUCCCUCUUUAUCUCUUCUCUUGCGAUCUUCUUUUCUCCUCCCUCACCUUCUUUCACUUCUGUCAUGCCCUUCUCCACUUUCUCUUCCCCACUUUCACUUGCUGGUUCACUUCUAUCUCCCUCUCCCUCUCUCUCUCUCUCUCUCUCUCUCUCUCUCAGUUUUUCUUCUCUCCCAUCCUUCUUUCUUUCCCACUUUCUCUUUUCACUCGAUUUUCUUUCUCCCCAACGUUCUCUUCUCUAUGGCCUUUCUUUCUCUCUUAUAUUCUCUUCUUUCUUCACCUUCUUUCUCUCUCGCUUCAACUUCUUUCUUUUCUUUCUUUAUCAUAUUUGUUUAUUAG
Acanthosepion pharaonis is the source of this 612-nucleotide messenger RNA. Lineage: Eukaryota; Metazoa; Mollusca; Cephalopoda; Sepiida; Sepiidae. The record is from the annotation of a GenBank genome assembly.